Messenger RNA from Fusarium coffeatum, 306 nucleotides. RefSeq lists its product as uncharacterized. The transcript has a single exon. The record is from RefSeq and is a predicted model, not a curated record. The coding region runs from base 1 to 306 and encodes 101 amino acids. NCBI's taxonomy places the organism in Eukaryota, Fungi, Ascomycota, Sordariomycetes, Hypocreales, Nectriaceae.
AUGAAAGAAAUCGCAUGGGAAGCCGAAGCGGAAGCCAAAGCAGAAGCCGAAGAUCAGACUAAAAGUCAACCAUCGAACUUUGCCAACAGCCAGGAGUUAUCAACUACUGAACAUCAAUCAUCACCUCUAUCACCAGGAACUAAUAUUGAGAACUCUAAUAGUUUCAAUAUCUACAUUUCUGAUAACAACAAUGAUGAUGGCAACGACGAUCCCGAUGAUGAUACCUAUGACUGCGAAGACAAUCAGGAUCGAAACCCGGAUUACAUUGAACUAGAUGAACCAGUCUGGGAGGAUACUCCUAAUUGA